Messenger RNA from Hyposmocoma kahamanoa, 900 nucleotides. RefSeq lists its product as uncharacterized. NCBI's taxonomy places the organism in Eukaryota, Metazoa, Arthropoda, Insecta, Lepidoptera, Cosmopterigidae. The coding region runs from base 1 to 900 and encodes 299 amino acids. The transcript has a single exon. The record is from RefSeq and is a predicted model, not a curated record.
AUGUCUGCCGAUGAUACUUUUACUCGUGAAAGCAAUCCGUCUGAAACUGAAGAACAUGAAUCACCUAUCAGCCACGUUACUCUUCGUCAGCGUCUUCAGGGCAAUUAUGGCAACAAUCUUGAUCAGUUUCAAGAAACAGUCUUGUCUAUACUUAUGGACAUCCAAUCAAAGCAAGAUAAGCAACUGGAAUCCUUAUCUGCUGAUCUAAAUAAGAUAAAGCUGCAGAAUGCCGAUAUACAAAGAACGCAGAAGGAUCUAGAAGAAGCUGUCCGAUUCAACUGUCUGCAGUAUGACGACUUGGUUGUGAAAAUCGGAACUCUGGAAGAUAAGAUUAAAGAGACCACCACUAUAAAGACGGUGCAACAGGAAAAUAAGGCACAUAUACAUGAGUUACAGACCAGACUGGAGGAGAUAAACCGCAAACUACGCGAGAAAUCAGUGGAGAUAAGAAACAUUCCAUUCUCCAAAGACGAGAAUAAGAUUGAAGUGGUUAAAAAUAUCUACAAUUGCCUCUCGCUGGAAUUUAGUAAAGAUUCAGUGCUGGACAUAAGUAGAGUAUCCACCAAAGAUAAGAACAACAAACCGCUUAUAGUUGAAAUGAACACUGUCCAGUCUAAAACCCAAUUCCUAGGAAGCCUCAGAAACUAUAACAAGGCACACAGUAAUAACCCGUUGGGCACUAAUAAGCUUGGGUUUGCUGGAAACAAUACACCAAUCUUCGCUUCAGACUACCUGACACCGUUUGCUGCAAAGCUGUACUAUCUUGCAAGAGAUCUUAAACGUCACCACAACUACAAAUACUGCUGGACUAGACAUGGGAAGAUCUAUGUGAAGAAACAGGAUGAUUCUCCAGCGAUCCUUUUGAAAAGUGAAGUGCAAGUAGAUGAUCUUAAAAAGUGA